Echinops telfairi (small Madagascar hedgehog) is the source of this 11004-nucleotide messenger RNA. RefSeq names its product laminin subunit alpha 5 (gene LAMA5). Bases 1 to 10803 code for a protein of 3600 amino acids. Gene Ontology annotation, cellular component: basement membrane. Lineage: Eukaryota; Metazoa; Chordata; Mammalia; Afrosoricida; Tenrecidae. The record is from RefSeq and is a predicted model, not a curated record. Gene Ontology annotation, molecular function: signaling receptor binding. Gene Ontology annotation, biological process: regulation of cell adhesion; regulation of cell migration; regulation of embryonic development. The transcript has 80 exons.
AUGGCCGAGGGCGAGCGCUCUGGACCCGGCCCUCCGUCCAAGCCGCCGGGGCCGCUGGCCUCCAGGAGGGGCCUGAAGUUGGAAAGCCCAGAGCGAGGCCGCGGGCCUGGGAAGAGUCUUUCGGUCCGCCAGAGGCAGGGGCAGGGGCGCUGGGCGCCCAGCAAGAAGACCGGCCCGCCGGCCGGCUGGCAGCCGCGGCCCGCAGGGCAGCAGAAACGCCGGCUUCCCACGGCCUGGCUCGGGGCCAGCAGGUGUCCCUUCCGGGAGACCAGCAGGGCCGGGGAAGCGUCCGCGCGCGGCGCCCCGCGCCCCAUCGAGGACCUCUACUGCAAGCUGGUGGGGGGCCCGGUGGCCGGCGGGGACCCCAACCAAACCAUCCAGGGCCAGUACUGUGACAUCUGCUCCACCUCCAUCAGCAACAAGGCCCACCCUGCCAGCAACGCCAUUGACGGGACAGAGCGCUGGUGGCAGAGCCCACCCUUGUCCCGGGGCCUGGGCUACAACGAGGUCAACGUCACCCUGGACCUGGGCCAGGCUGCAGCAAGCACUGUGCACCUGUGCUCCUGCCUGGGGAUGGCCGCGGCCCCACCGACCCGGGUGUGCCCGCGGGCUGUGCGAGCUCCCUUCAAGUUCUCUGAGGCCUCCCUGGAGCCGUCAGGCUGCCUGGGGCGGCGGCCGGACCUCUGGGUGCUGGAGCGCUCCACGGACUUUGGCCUCACCUACCAGCCGUGGCAAUACUUUGCCUCCUCCAAGAGAGACUGCCUGGAGCGCUUCGGGCCGCAGACGCUGGACCGCAUCGCGAGCGACGACACGGCCGUCUGCACCACCGAGUACUCGCGCAUCGUGCCGCUGGAGAACGGAGAGAUCGUGGUGUCCCUGGUGAACGGGCGGCCGGGCGCCAGGAACUUCUCGUACUCGCCGCUGCUGCGAGACUUCACCAAGGCCACCAACAUCCGCCUGCGCUUCCUGCGGACGAACACCCUGCUGGGCCACCUCAUGGGCAAGGCGCUCCGGGACCCCACGGUCACGCGGCGGUACUAUUACAGCGUCAAGGACAUCAGCAUCGGGGGCCGCUGCGUCUGCCACGGCCACGCGGACGCCUGUGACACCGAAGACCCGCGGAACCCCUACAGGCUGCAGUGUGCGUGCCAACACAACACGUGCGGGGGCUCCUGUGACCGCUGCUGCCCGGGCUUCCACCAGCAGCCGUGGCGGCCAGCCACCACCGACAGUGCCAACGAAUGCCAGUUGCACUUUGGGGCCUGGACUCAGGAGCCCCUGACCCGCCCCCAGCACCACACCGCGGGCAUCAACUGCGAGCACUGCCUGCCCGGCUUCUUCCGCUCCCCGGACCAGCCCCUGGACUCGCCGCACGCCUGCCGCCGCUGCGACUGCGAGUCGGACUUCACGGACGGCACGUGUGAGGACCUGACGGGGCGCUGCUUCUGCCGCCCCAACUUCACGGGGGAGCGCUGUGACGCCUGCGCGGAGGGCUUCGUCGGCUUCCCGCGCUGCUACCCCGUGUCCCCGUUCUCCCCCAACGACACCGGAGCGCAGUCGCUGCCAGCUGGCCAAAUCGUCAACUGUGACUGCAACGUCGCGGGGACACAGGGAAAUGCCUGCCGCCAGGACCCCCAGCUGGGGCGCUGUGUGUGCAAGCCCGGCUUCCAGGGCACCCACUGCGAGCUCUGUGCCCCUGGCUUCUACGGCCUGGGCUGCCAGCCAUGCCCGUGCUCCAGCCCUGGGGUGGCCGAUGGUGACUGUGACCGCGACUCCGGCCAGUGCCGCUGCCGUCUGGGCUUCAAGGGAGCCUCCUGCGACCGCUGUGCCCCCGGCUACUUCCACUUCCCUCUGUGCCAGCUGUGUGGCUGCAGCCCCACAGGGACCCUGCCUGGAGGCUGUGACGAGGCUGGCCACUGCCCGUGCCGCCCCGAGUUCGACGGCCCCCACUGUGACCGCUGCCGGACUGGGCACCACGGCUACCCCGACUGCCAGGCCUGUGCCUGUGACCCCCGGGGCACCCUGGACCCACUCUGUGGGGCAGGAGGCAUGUGCCAUUGCCGCCCCGGCUACUCGGGCCCCACCUGCCAGGCCUGCAGCCCCGGCUUCCAUGGCUUCCCCGCCUGCAUCCCUUGCCACUGCUCACCCGACGGCUCCCUGCACUCAGCCUGCGACCCCAGGAGUGGCCAGUGCAGCUGCCGGCCCCGUGUGACGGGACUGCACUGUGACAUGUGUGUGCCUGGUGCCUAUGACUUCCCGCACUGCGGAGCUGGCUCCUGUCACCCCGCUGGCCUGGCCCCAGUUCCUGCCCUGCCUGAGGCACAGGCCCCCUGUGUGUGCCGGGCUCAUGUGGAAGGGCCCAGCUGUGACCGCUGCAAACCUGGGUUCUGGGGGCUCAGUCCCAGCCACCCAGAGGGCUGUACCCGCUGCAGCUGCGACCCCCGAGGCACUCUGGGAGGUGUGACAGAGUGCCAGCAGGGCAGCGGCCAGUGCUUCUGCAGACCCCACGUGUGUGGACAGACUUGUGCUGCCUGCAGGGACGGCUUCUUCGGGCUGGACCAGGGCAACUACUUCGGCUGCCGCAGCUGCCACUGUGAUGUGGGGGGCGCCCUGGGCCAGGGCUGUGAGCCUAGGACCGGCGCCUGCCUCUGCCGCCCCAACACGCAGGGUUCCACCUGCAGGGAGCCGGCACAGGACCACUACCUGCCACACCUGCAUCACCUGCGCCUGGAGCUGGAGGAGGCCACCACACCCGAGGGCCACGCCGUGCGCUUUGGCUUCAACCCCCUGGAGUUUGAGAACUUCAGCUGGAGGGGCUACGCGCAGAUGACCCCCAUCCAGCCCCGGAUCGUGGUCAAGCUGAACGUGACCUCCCCAGACCUCUUCCGGCUGGUCUUCCGAUAUGUCAACAGGGGCCCCGCCAGUGUGGGCGGCCGCGUCUCUGUGUUAGAGCAGGCCGAGUUUGAAACCUGCAACAACUGCACAGAGCAGAGUCAGAGCGUGACCUUCCCGGCUAGCACGGAGCCGGCUUUCGUCACAGUGCCCCAGAGGGGCUUCGGGGAGCCCUUUGUGAUGAACCCCGGCACCUGGGCUCUGCUGGUGGAGGCCGAAGGGGUGCUGCUGGACCACGUGGUUCUGCUGCCCAGUGCCUACGACGAGGCCGCCCUCCUACAGCUGCCUGUGACCGAGGCCUGCAGCUACCGCCCCGCCAGCCAGCACGCCUCGGAGAACUGCCUCCUCUACGCCCACCUCCCGCUGGACGGCUACCCCUCAGCCACCGGGUCGGAGGCCCUGUGUCUCCAGGACAACAGCCUGCCUCGGCCCUGCCCCUCCCAGCAGCUCAGCCCCUCCCACCCACUGCUGGUGGCCUGCCAGGGCAGUGACGUGGACGUCCAGCUUCAGGUGGCAGUGCCUAGGCCAGGUCACUACAUGCUGGUGGUCGAGUAUGCCAACGAAGAUGCCCGCCAGGAGGUGGGGGUGGCUGUGCACAGCCCCCAGCAGCCCCCCCAGCAGGGCACACUCACUCUCUACCCCUGCUCAUACAGCAUCCUGUGCCGGGGCACCCCUGUGGACACCCAGCACCACCUGGCCAUCUUCCACCUGGACACAGAGGCCAGCAUCCGGUUGAUGACUGAGCAGGCACAUUUCUUCCUGCACCGCGUCACCCUGGUGCCUGCGGAGGAGUCCAGCGUGGAGCUCCUGCAGCCCCAGGUGCGCUGCAUCAGCCGCCAUGGCGCCUUUGGACCUGGCAGUGCUGCCUGCCUACCCUCUCGUUUCCCGAAGCCACCCCGGCCUAUCGUCCUUCGAGACUGCCAGGUGCUGCCCCUGCCGCCCGGCCUCCCACUGACCCACUCGCAGGACCUGACACCGGGUGCUCCCCCCACCGUGCCUCAGCCUCGGCCCCCCACCGCUGUGGACCCCGACGCCGAGCCCACUCUGCUGCAACACCCCCAGGGCACCGUGAUCUUCGCCACGCAAGUACCCGCCCUGGGCCGCUAUGUCUUCCUGCUGCAUGGCUACCAGCCGGCCCACCCCACCUUCCCCGUGGAGGUGCUGGUGAACGGGGGCCGCAUCUGGCACGGCCAGGCCACUGCCAGCUUCUGCCCCCAUGGUUACGGCUGCCGCUCCCUGGUGGUGUGCGAGGGCCAGACAGUGCUGGACGUCACUGACACUGAGCUGACAGUGACCGUGCGCGUGCCCGAGGACCGCUGGCUCUGGCUGGACUAUGUGCUCGUGGUUCCCGAGGACAUCUACACGGCCAAGUACCUGCAGGAGGAGCCUCUGGACAAGUCCUAUGACUUCAUCAGCCACUGCGCAGCCCAGGGCUACCAUGUCAGCCCCUCCAGCCCAUCCCCCUUCUGCCGGGACGCCGCCAUCUCCCUGUCCCUCUUCUACAACAACGGGGCGCAGCCCUGUCGCUGCCACGAAGUGGGUGCUACUGGGCACACGUGUGAGCCCUUCGGAGGGCAGUGCCCCUGCCGUGCCCACGUCAUCGGCAGAGACUGCUCCCGCUGUGCCACUGGCUACUGGGGCUUUCCUCACUGCAGGCCAUGCGAUUGUGGUGCCCGCCUUUGUGAUGAGGUCACGGGGCACUGCAUCUGCCCUCCGCGCACCCUGCUGCCAGACUGCGUGGUCUGCCAGCCCCAGACCUUCGGCUGCCACCCCCUGGUGGGCUGCGAAGAGUGUAACUGCUCGGGCCCUGGGGUCCAGGAGCUUACAGACCCCAGCUGCGACGUAGACAGCGGCCAGUGCAGGUGCAGACCCAACGUGGCAGGACGCCGCUGCGAUACGUGCGCCCCGGGCUUCUAUGCCCAGGGCCAGGGAGAUGGUGGGGUGUCCUCGUACGGGGGCACUCUCCGCUACCAGCUGCACUCAGAGACCCAGCGAGGGGACGUCUUCAUCCCCACGGAGAGCCGGCCAGACGUGGUGCUGCAGGGCAACCAGAUGCGUGUCACCUUCCUAGAGGCUGCCUACCCGCUGCCCGGCCACCCUCACCAUGGACAGCUGCACUUGGUGGAGGGGAACUUCCGGCACACUGAGACGCACAACGCCGUGUCCCGGGAGGAGCUCAUGAUGGUGCUGGCCGGCCUGGAGCAGCUGCAGAUCCGAGCCCUCUUCUCCCGGAUCUCCUCGGCUGUCUCCCUGCAGCGCGUGGUACUGGAGGUCGCUGAGGUGGGGGGCUGCGGGCCUCCAGCCAGCAGCGUAGAGCUGUGCAUGUGCCCUGCCAACUACCGUGGGGAUUCAUGCCAGGAGUGUGCCCCUGGCUACUACCGUGACACCAAGGGCCUCUUUCUGGGCCGGUGUGUGCCCUGCCAGUGCCACGGCCACUCAGACCGCUGCCUCCCCGGCUCGGGCGUCUGCGUGGGCUGUCAGCACAACACGGAGGGUGACCACUGUGAACGCUGCCGCCCUGGCUUUGUGAGCAGCAGCCCUGAGGGACCUGGAGCCCCCUGCACCAGCUGCCCCUGCCCACUGGCCGUGCCCUCCAACAACUUUGCCACCGGCUGUGUCCUGCGGGGCGGCCGUUCCCAGUGCCUUUGUAAACCCGGCUACGCGGGCGCCUCCUGUGAGCGCUGCGCGCCCGGCUUCUUCGGGAACCCGCUGGUGCUGGGCAGCUCAUGCCAGCCCUGCGACUGCAGCGGCAAUGGGGACCCCAACAUGCUCUUCAAGGACUGCGACCCGCUCACGGGGGCCUGCCGCGGCUGUCUGCGCCACACCACCGGGCCGCACUGCGAGACCUGCGCCCCCGGCUUCUACGGCAACGCCCUGCUGCCGGGCAACUGCUCCCGAUGCGACUGCGCCCUGUGCGGGACGGAGACCUGCGACCCCCGCAGUGGGCGCUGCCUGUGUAAGCCGGGCGUGGGCGGGAGGCGCUGCGACCGCUGCCAGGAAGGACACUUCGGCUUCGAGGGCUGUGGGGGCUGCCGCCCGUGUGCCUGCGGACCAGCUGCUGAGGGCCCCGAGUGCCACCCCCAGACCGGGCAGUGCCGCUGCUCGCCGGGCGCCGGGGGGCCCCAAUGCCAAGAGUGUGCCCCUGGCCACUGGGGGGUCCCUGAGCAGGGCUGCAAGCGCUGCCAGUGCCUGAGGGGUCACUGUGACGUGCACACGGGCCGAUGCUCCUGCCCCCCGGGGCUCAGCGGGGAGCGCUGUGACGCCUGCAGCCACCAGCACCAGGUGCCUGUGCCCAGCAGGCCCGGGAGCCCCGGCGUCCACUGCGAAGUGUGUGACCACUGUGUGGUGCUACUGCUGGACGACCUGGAGCAGGCUGGCUCCCUCCUCCCCGCCAUCCGGGGGCAGCUGCACGGCCUCAAUGCCAGCUCAGCUGCCUGGGCCCGGCUGCACGGCCUCCACGCCUCCAUGGCCAGUCUCCAGGGCCAGCUCCGGAGUCCCCCGGGGCCCCGCCAUGAGGCCACACGGCAGCUGGAGACGCUGGAGCAGCAGCUUGGGCACCUGGAGCAGGACACGCAGCAGCUGGGCAGCCAGGCCUCAGGAGCCCGGGGACAGGCAGGCCAGAUCCUGGACAGCACCCAGGCCACCCACCACCGGACACAGACGCUGCUGGCCACCAUCCAAGCAGUGGCUAGAACCCUGAGUGAGCUCAUGGACCAGAUGGACCGCCUGUCCCCAGCCAACGCCUCUGCCCCAUCGGGCGAGCAGGUGGGGCGGACACUGGCCGAAGUGCAUCGUCUGCUGCGGGAGAUGCGGGCCCGGGACCUGGGGGCUCCACGGACAGCAGCGGAGACUGAGCUGGACGAGGCCCAGAGGGUGCUGAGCCAAGUACGGGAGCAGAUGGGCGGCCCCUGGGAAGAGAACCAGAUGCUGACCGCCCGUGCCCGAGACCAGCUGGCCCAGCUUGAGGCCGGCCUCAUGGACCUGCGGGAGGCCCUCAACAGGGCGGUGGGCACCACCCUGGAAGCCGAGGGGCUCAACAGCCGCAACCUGGAGCGCCUGGAGGAGGCCCUGCAGCGGAAGCAGGAGCUGUCCGAGAACAACGCCACGCUGCAGGCCACCCUGCAGGCUGCCUCCAACACCCUGGCCAGCAUCUCCGGUCUCCUGCGGAGCAUGGACGAAGCUAAGGAGGAGUAUGAGCGCCUGGCUGCUGGCCUGGAUGGGGCUCGGACACCACUGCUGGAGAAGAUGCGAGCCUUCUCCCCAGCCAGCAGCAAGGUGGAUGUGGUGGAAGCCGCCGAAGCCCAUGCACAGCGGCUGGACCAGCUGGCCAACAACCUGUCCAGCAUCAUCCUUGGCAUCAACCAGGACCAGGUCAUCCAGAGGGCCAUCGAGGCGUCCAACGCCUACUCCAGCAUCCUGAAGGCCGUGCAAGCCGCCGAGCUCGCCGCCCGGCAAGCCCUGCUGGAGGCCAGCCACGCCUGGGCGACAGUGGUGCAGAAGGGCCUGGCAGCUCGAGCCCGAGAGUUGCUGGCCAAUAGCAGUGGCCUGGAGGAGGCGAGCCUGGGAGAGCAAAGGCACUUGCACCGCAUACAAGCCACCCUGCAGGGGGCAGGGACCCAGCUCAGAGACGUCCAGGCCAGAAAGGAGCAGCUGGCAGCCCAGAUCCGGAACACGCAGGCCAUGCUGGCCAUGGACACCGACGCAACAAGCGAGAAAAUCGCCCAUGCCAAGGCCGUGGCCACCAAGGCCCAGGACACGGCCAGGCGUGUCCAGUCCCGGCUCCAGGACAUGCAGAACAACCUGCAGAGGUGGCAAGGCCAGUUUGGAGACCUGCAGGGCGAGGACCUGGACGAGGCAGUGCAAGAUGCUGGCCGCUCAGUGUCCACCCUGGAGAAGACGCUGCCGCAGCUGCUGGCCAAACUGAGCCAGCUGGAGGGCCGGGGUGGCCACAAUGCCAGCCUGGCCCUGUCCUCCAGCAUCGCAAAAGUGCGGCAGCUCAUUGCCCAGGCCCGGGGGGCAGCCAACAAGGUCAAGGUGCCCAUGAAGUUCAACGGGCGCUCAGGGGUGCAAGUGCGCACGCCCCGGGACCUGGCUGACCUCGCCGCCUACACCGCCCUCAAGUUCUACCUGCAGAGCCCAGAGCCCGCGCCCGGCCACACCGCCAGGGACCACUUUGUGCUGUACCUGGGCAGCCGACAGGCCAGCGGGGACUACAUGGGCGUGGCUUUACGGGACCAGAAAGUGCACUGGGUGUACCGCCUGGGGGAGGCGGGGCCCACGGCCCUCAGCAUUGACGAAGACAUCGGGGAGGAGUUCGCCACCGUCAACAUCGACAGGACCCUCCAGUUUGGCCACAUGUCCAUCACGGUGGAGAAACAGAUGGUCCAGGAGACGAAGGGUGACACAGUGGCCCCGGGGCCCGAGGGGCUGCUCAGCCUGCGGCCGGAUGACUUUGUCUUCUACGUGGGUGGCUACCCCAGCAACUUCACGCCGCCCGCUCCCCUGCGCUUCCCCGGCUACCGCGGCUGCAUUGAGCUGAGCACGCUGAACGAGCAGGUGCUCAGCCUGUACAACUUCGAGAGGACCUUUCGCCUGGAUACGGCCGUGGACAAGCCUUGCGCCCGCUCCAAGUCCACGGGCGACCCCUGGCUCACGGACGGCUCCUAUCUGGACGGCACCGGCUUUGCGCGCAUUGCGUUCGAGAGCCAGAUUGGAACCACCAAGCACUUCGACCAGGAGCUGCGGCUCGUCUCCUACCACGGGGUGGUCUUCUUCCUGCAGCACCAGGGCCAGUUCCUGUGCCUGGCGAUGCUCCAGGGCCGCCUGGUGCUCCUCUAUGACUUCGGUGAGGGCCUGAAGGAGGCUACCCCCACGCUGCCCUCUCCGCCCACACUGACCGUGGCCAGCAAGGCGGUCCAGGUGUACCUGCUGGUCAGGCCCCGCAAGCGGGUGCUGGUGCGCAUGGAGCGGGUCCCGGUGUUCAGCGUGGUGCAGGAGAACUCUCUGGAGCUCGCCAGCUCCUACUACCUGGGGGGCGUGCCACCUGACCUACUGCCCCCCAGCCUGAGGCAGCUCUUCCCCACUGGAGGCUCCGUCCGUGGCUGCGUCAAGGGCAUUAAGGCGCUGGGCAAGUAUGUGGACCUCAAGAGGCUGACCACCACAGGCAUCAGUGCCGGCUGCACAGCCGACCUCCUGGUGGAACGGGCCAUGACCUUCCAUGGCCAUGGCUUCCUGCCCCUGGACCUCCCAGACGUGGCCCCCAUCACAGGCGACGUCUAUGCCGGAUUUGGCUUCCGAACCCUUCAAGACAAUGGCCUGCUCUUCUACCGAGCCUCCCCGGAUGGCCUGUGCCAGGUGUCCCUGCAGCAGGGCCAUGUGACACUCCAGCUUAUGAGAACAGAGCUGAAAACGCCGGGGGGCUUUGCCGAUGGGGACCCCCAUUACGUCAUCUUCUACAGCAAUGCUACUGGGGUCUGGCUCUACGUGGAUGACCAGCUACAGCAGAUGAAGCCCCGCCGGGGACCGUCCCCUGGACUCCACCUGCAGCCAGAAGGGCCACCCCGCCUCCUCCUGGGAGGCCUGCCGGAGUCUGGAACAUUCCGCAACUUAAGCGGCUGUAUCAGCAACGUCUUUGUGCGGCGGCUGCUGGGGCCCCAACGGGUGAUGGAACUGCAGCAGAGCCCUGGGGGUGUCAACAUGAGCACCGGCUGUGAGCCCAACCCUCGUGCCCGCGCCCGGGACCCAGCACCGCAAGGACUGCAGGCCCCAGCACGGAAGGCCUCCCGCCGUAGCCGCCACCCUGUCCUGGAUCCUGCCUGCACGCUGCCCCCCACCCCCAGGAGCCUCCAAGACACCUUCCAGUUUUGGGGGGUCCCAUCUAGCCACCUGGAGUUUGCAGUCUCGAGUAGGGCCUGGUCCCAGGUCUCCAUGUUCCUGAGGCCACGCUCCCCCCAUGGCCUCCUGCUGCUCUUGGCCCCCACGAUGCCCGGCAGCCCCUCCCUGGCACUCUUCCUGAGUCAGGGCCAUUUGGUGGCACAGACAGAGGGGCCUGGGCCCAGGCUCCAUGUACAGAGCCGACAGCCGCUGCAAGCUGACCACUGGCACACGGUGUCUCUGCGCUGGGAACAGAGCCGCAUCCAGCUGGUCACAGAUGGGGCCCGGGUCCAGAGCCAGAGGGGCCCCCGCCACCGUCAGCAGCACCUCCGGCCCAGCACCCUCUUUGUGGGGGGUCUUCCGCCCAGCAGCCAACAUUCCCAGCUCCUGGUGGCCCUCAACAGCUCGGGGUUCAGUGGCUGUGUGAAGAGGCUCAGGUGGCACCGGCAGCUGCUGGGGCCCCCCAUUCGGUUGGCGGGGGUCACACCUUGCUAUACAAGCACCCUGGAGGCCGGCCUCUUCUUCUCUGGGAGUGGCGGCAUCCUCAUGCCAGACGUCCCUGCAGUCCCGGGGCCCCGCCUGGAACUGCAGCUGGAGCUUCGUCCCCGUGCCACCAGCGGCCUGGUCUUCUAUUUAGGCCAAGGCCAGGGGUUCCCCUACCUGCAGCUGCAGGUGCUAGAGAAGCAGGUCCGGCUCCAAGGGGAUGAUGGGGCAGGCAAGUACCUCACAAUGGUGGCAGUCCCCGAGGUGCUGUGUGGUGGCCGGUGGCACCGCCUAGUAGUGACGAAGGACAGGGCCUCAGUCCGGCUGGAGGUGAACUCCAAAGGCAAUGCCACCCUGGUCCCAGCGCCGGCCUCGGCCCUCGCCACCCUCAGGCCUUUGUACCUGGGCAGUCUGCCUGAACUAACAGGUGCACCCCCACGACCCACGGCCUACCGCGGCUGCAUGAGGAACUUUCUGGUCAACGGACACCCCAUCAACACACAGUCUGCCCACAUCUGGGGGGCGGUGGGGGUGGGCAGCUGCCCAGUCUCAUAGUGCGGAGCUCCCAAGGACAGGGCUGGCCCUCCCAGAGACAUGCCCAUCUUUGGAAAGGGUGUUUUUAAUGAAAGGAUAAAAUGGGGUUUUUGUAUUUUCUGUCUCUAACUGGUUGAAUGGGGACCUUUCCUUUCACCCCUAAGGGGGGCGAGCCGUGCGACACAGGCCCGCUGCUGGAAAUAAAACCACUUGUGUCAUGGA